CAACAUACCGCCAAGAACUUGCCUGGCUAGUACAGGUCUGUGUGAUGUUGCGCAUAAACUUUCCUCCAACACGCCCUCAGAUAGAAAUACAGACUACUUGUCAUAUUUUGACAACGCUGCAGCGUUUCCUAACACUUCAGGGCUGGAAGAGGUCUACGUCUCCGUGGAUUAUAGAGACCAGCAGAUCACCAGAGCGCAGCGCGACCAAACUUGGACCUGAAGGAUUUAAGGAAAGUCAACAUGAGCAGAUGUCUGAUUAGCAAGUUGGAGGUGGAAAAGUUCAUUGUGAACUGUAUGACAGCCGUGGGCACUAAGCCGCAUCAUGCCCGCAGCCUGGCCGAGGUGCUGGUGGAGGGAGACCACAGAGGACACUACAGCCAUGGACUCAACCGGAUGGACAUGUAUGUAAAGGACAUCCAAACAGGGAUCUGUGCCAAGGACGGUGAGCCUGUGGUGGAAAAGGAGAGUGCAGCCACAGCACUGGUGGAUGGGAAAAACCUCCUGGGUCCUGUGGUGGGAAACUUCUGCAUGAAACUGGCCAUUAAGAAGGCAAAAGAAGCUGGAAUUGGCUGGGUGGUGGCACAUGGUUCCAAUCACUACGGCAUUGCAGGAUACUACUCAAUGCAAGCGCUAAAGGAAAACAUGAUCGGCAUGUCAUUUACCAACACAUCCCCACUGGUGGUUCCUACACGUGGUAAAGAGUGCACUUUGGGGACCAACCCCAUCAGCGUGGCAGCGCCUGCUAAAGACGGAGACAGCUUUGUUCUGGAUAUGGCCACAUCAGCAGUAGCACUUGGAAAGGUGGAGCUCUAUGAACGGAGUGGAGACCCCAUCCCCGAGGGCUGGGGCUGUGAUGCCCAGGGCAAGCUGACCACCGACCCUAAGAGAGUUUUGAGUGGAGGAGGACUGGUGCCCAUCGGCGGCAGUGAAGCCACAGGAGGGUACAAAGGCUUCGGUCUGGGAAUGAUGGUGGAGGUGUUCUGUGGUAUCUUGGCCGGUGCCCAGUACAGCAAUCAUGUCCGCACGUGGAAAGUAACGGACCGGGUUGCCAACCUGGGUCAGUGUUUUGUUGCAAUCAACCCAGAGAACUUUGCUCCUGGGUUUGCCGACAGGAUGUCAGACCUGCUGUCCAUCCACAGAGGGAUGGACCCUGCUGACCCAAACACCCCUGUUUUGGCUGCUGGAGAUCCAGAAAGGAUGAACAUAAAGAAGUGUGAGGAGAUGGGUGGGAUCCCCUACCACAUCAAUGUUGUUAACUACAUGAACGAAUGUGCGAAGAGAGUUGGUGUCAGCCCACUGCUACCAUGCAACAAUCUUGUCAAUUAGUUAGUGAAAUCAAGAUUCUCUGCAUUGGAAAUCUGGAUUUUCUGCUUAUCUUGAAAUUGAUAUUGAGCUACUUAGAAAUGCAACAUUGUUUAAGGACAUAAUACAUCAUAUUUUAUUCAUUUUAACCUUGUCAGGUGCAAUCAGGUUUUUUGAUGAUCCUCCAAACAAAUGACAGACUAUGACCUCUUCAGAUAAACAAGGCAGAUUUUUUUUAUACAGACACGUGGAAUACGUGCAUAGAGACAGGAAAACGCACACAAAGCAUCUCAACAGAUUUGACAUUGCUUCUAUGCAUCUCACUGCAUUAAACAUCAUGAGUUGCAUAUGUUAAAUGUCUUCAUCGUAAAACCUGGUA
Molecule: messenger RNA, 1681 nt
Organism: Etheostoma cragini (Arkansas darter)
Lineage: Eukaryota; Metazoa; Chordata; Actinopteri; Perciformes; Percidae
Exons: 11
Coding region: 241-1326 (361 amino acids)
Molecular function (GO): oxidoreductase activity
Source: RefSeq, a predicted model, not a curated record